CCAUAGCAAUACCUACCAGAACCUACGAACCGACGGAAGCCGACACAACUACCUAUGCAUGGUAAAACCCUAUGGGCAUAUUUUGUUCCUAUGACAAAUCAGGAGCAAGGCCGAAGCUUUGUCUUCGAUGGCUCCGGGAUCGGUACAAUGGAUCUUGUCGAAGGGCGUACCUAAAAUAGCCCCUUGUAUAACCUAUAUUGGUUCCCUAUUCCUCAAAGGGAUGCCUCCUGUCUUUACAUUCCAGACACCAAGUGCCUGUAAUUUUAUCUUACAAUAACAAUCAACGAUAUGAUAACAUUGUUGACAUAGCUGGAGAGAGCUUUCUAAAGAUGAUUUCCGCAAUCUACUAAGCGAACAAGGGGGCGAAUAGCCCCAGAAGGUUAGAUAGGCGGCUAGUCUAGGUAUUCUCUUGUAGUAAAUAACCUUUUGCCGAUACUGAUGGUAGUUGAGAGAUAGCGACCAUAUGGCUGGUGUAUAAAAGGAAAACCAGGGCAUAGUUUUUUUCUGGUCUACCAGAACUCGUAUAGUGUUUUCGAAAAAUAAAGUUGGCCGCUAGGAUGUCUCAAACAUCAGUAGAACUAGAACUCAUCCGUUCUCAGGUAGGGUCACCUGAGCAAGGGACAACCGAUAACUUGGACGGCAAUGCUGAAUUUUCCCUACCACCCGUGGACGGUGGGAAAGAAGCAUGGCUUUUUCUCGCCGCGAGUUUCGUCGUGGAUGCUCUGAUCUGGGGCUUUACUUUCUCCUUUGGUGUGUUCCAAGACUACUACAGUCAACACGAGCCGUUCACCUCAUCUAGCAAAAUUGCUGUCAUUGGAACAACCUCGGCAGGUCUACUGUAUCUAUUGUCGCCUAUCGCAUUAGGUAUAUACCGUCUAUUCCCACGCUACGUACGGUAUGCAACGCCGUUUGGGCUUCUCAUUGUGUUGCUAUCGCUCACUCUGGCUUCCCUUGCAACCUCCACAACUACUCUUAUUGCUCUCCAGGGAGUCCUCUAUGCCGUUGGAGGUACUAUAGCCUACACUCCAACCAUCCUCUUCAUCGAGGAGUGGUUUGCCGCGCGGAAGGGAAUGGCUUACGGGAUGGUUUGGUCUGGCGAGGGGCUGGCUAGCGCCGUGAUACCUCUGAUAUUGCAACGGCUUCUCACUCAAUAUGGUCACCAAACCACAUUGCGUGCCAGUGGCGUCGCAAUUUUCAUAGUUUGCGCUCCGCUAUCUUUCUUCAUCAAGCCUCGUCUGCCACCAAGCAAUACGGUAGCUACGCGACCUUGGGAGCUGAAGCUCUUGUUCUCGGGCAUAUUCGCACCAUACCAACUGGGUAAUCUUGUGCAAGGUACUGGUCACUUCAUACCCAGUAUCUAUCUUCCAACGUAUGCGCGCACAGUACUCGGGGCCUCGGGCUUUCUAGCUGCGCUGACAGUGCUCCUCGUCAACAUAGCCACGACGAUUGGCGCUCUUGUCAUGGGUGUGUUAACAGACCGGCUCCCAGCUACCACCUGCAUUCUUAUCUCAUCUGCUGGGGCAACUUUAGGCGUCUUCCUCGCAUGGGGCUUGUCUUCUUCUCUCGCGGUGUUAUAUGUUUUUUGCAUUAUGUAUGGCCUGUUCGCAGGUUCAUUCACCGCGACGUGGCCUGGGAUCAUGCGUGCUCUAGGACACACGCGUGAAUCUGGGGAGAUUACUGGAAUCGAUCCCACAUUGGUAUUCAGCGGGUUGUGCGCGGGCCGAGGCAUAGGUAGCUUGGUAUCUGGUCCUCUGAGUGAAGCCCUUAUCACAGAUAUGGAUUGGAAAGGUCAUGCGCGCGCUGGUUACGGCAGUGGAUAUGGCACAUUGAUUGUAUACACUGGAAUCACCGCGCUCGUGAGUUCGUCAAGCUUUAUGUGGAAAAUGCUCAUGACUGCGAGGACAAGUCUACGGCAAUAAGAUUAAGCGCCCUUGAAUAUGAGGCUUCACUGGUCUAGCCCUUGAUCUCCAGGGUAAUCAUAUCUAUAGCACACUGGUCAAGCCGAUAUCAUAUGAUAUCAAUGCGGUCUCUUUCUCGAGACACCUCGUAUCCAGGAGUUUCUUUCUAAUCGGCAAUAGAAUACUCAAAUAUGAUUACAAGAGAAAGAUGAGCUGGAGAUAGUCCCGUAACGUGGCAUCUACCGAUUGACUGGUUCUAGGGGCUCAAUCGCAGAAUACUGACCUGAUCAACAUUGAACCAAGGCCGACGAAUUGGGGGCUUAUUGAGUCCAUUUCAGAGGCUGAUUCCGAGAUGCGUGAGUUCUAAGAUAUCUUGUCUGUUAGACUAGAAGUCAAAACAUUCAUUUCUCUCUGCUCUACCCAUCUGGGACAGAUACAAUUCACUCUCAUGUCAUGUUUCCUAUCGUUGAGAGCAGCAAGAAUCUGAUCAAGACUUAUUCACACAGUAGAGAUAUGAGAAGAUAGAUGGAGGAUAGUUUAUUGGCAUACCGGCAUUCUUGGUCAAGCCGUUCACCGCGUGUUUCGAUGUGGUAUGUUAAACAAUUUCCGGUGAUGCGAUGUACGAUGCAGGCGAUCCUAACAAGACAAUGACUCCGCGGGUUGGCAUCCGGAGC
Molecule: messenger RNA, 2572 nt
Organism: Xylaria bambusicola
Lineage: Eukaryota; Fungi; Ascomycota; Sordariomycetes; Xylariales; Xylariaceae
Product: MFS general substrate transporter
Exons: 3
Coding region: 558-1919 (453 amino acids)
Biological process (GO): transmembrane transport
Cellular component (GO): fungal-type vacuole membrane
Molecular function (GO): transmembrane transporter activity
Source: RefSeq, a predicted model, not a curated record